CAAGCUGUGGCCCCUUGAGAAACGGUAGCGACAUCACCUGCUGACACUGAGCUCUGCACGUGCGAGAGAGGUGGUAUUACACCGAGGUCAUAACCUCAGAUUGUAACAAUUUCCAGGCUCGGCCCCAAAGGCUGCAUUCCAAGGGACCAGCGAUUGAAAAGGCACAAUGAAAAAACGUGGGUGGUCUCACCUGCCCAAACUCUCAUGGUUUUACCCAGCAGUCCAAUUGGGGGCGAGACACGUGCAACGUUGAUGGCCGAAUCAAAAACAAACACCGCCAAACCGUGCUCUUUGGGUUUCAUGCGCUAGUGGCAAGCAGGAGUCGGCGAAUUGUAAUUGGCUGUAGCCAACUCGAAGAUUGAGACGGGCAAUUUCAUUUUCCUCAGGUUGACGGUUUCCUCAGGAAAGGGGCCGACCACAAAACAUGAAUAAAAAGGAUCGCUCAAAGCCAAUGGUCUAGUCUGUCAGUCCCAGCCAACUUACCCGGUGUCGAGACGUUCAAGAUGCGCUCCCAGAUCCUCCUUGCUCUCCUGCCAGCGCUCGGCGCAGAGGCCAUUCGCAUCAUCCAUGCCAACGAUGACGGCUGGGCAGAGCUCUAUACACGGUCCUUCCACGACGCUCUUGUUGCUGCCGGUCAUGACACGGUGCUAGCGGCACCGGCAGAAAACAAAUCUGGAACGGCAUCGUCCGACGCGGAACCCAGUCCCCGCACCACAGCUUGCCAAUACGACUCCUGCCCGGCAAACACCAACCAGCCCAUCGGCCGCAAUGAAUCUUCGCCCCGUCUCAACUGGGUGAACUCGUUUCCUGUCACCUCGAUGCGCUACGGCAUCGACACCAUCGCGCCUCCUUUCUGGAACGGCCAGGCCCCCGAGCUUGCUGUUUCAGGACCCAAUGUCGGCAGCAACGUCUAUGUCCAGGUGCAUUUCUCUGGCACCGUUGGAGCAGCCGUCUUUGCUGCCAAGGAGAGAAGAGUGCCUGCCAUUGCUUUUUCUGGUCUGUCGAGUGGCACGCUUUCCUGGAACACGACCCCCGUUCCGACUCGCAGUCUGGUGUACGCGCAGGUGGCCAGCAAGCUCGUCGAUGCCGUGGUCAGCAGUGGCAAGCCUUAUUUGCCCGAGAAUGUUUUCCUCAAUGUCAACUUGCCCAAGGUCGAAGGAAAGUGCACUGAUCCCCACAACUUCAAGUUUGUGCUCAGCCGGAUCAAUGUUGGCUUGUUCAGCGCCAAAGACGUGUAUCAUUGCGGGACGGAUCGGCUGCCUUUGGAGGCCAGUGUGGCUCUUUCUGAUGAUUGCUUGGUGUCGGUGAGCGUGGGGGAUGCCAAUGACAAGACAACCGCGCCGAAGGAAAAGCAAGAUAUUGUGCUGAACAAGCUGAGUGGGCUUUUCACUUGCUUGCCAUGAAUUUAAACCAGCCAGGAAGUGAAAGUCUAUAGUGUUUUUAUGCCUUUUUGUAUUACAUUACCUGAUAGAAAAGCCGAGCGAGAUGUAGCCUCCGCUUUAAAUCCAGGAAUUCAAAACUUACCAUCCAGGUC
This is a messenger RNA of Podospora pseudocomata, 1534 nucleotides long. RefSeq lists its product as uncharacterized. Lineage: Eukaryota; Fungi; Ascomycota; Sordariomycetes; Sordariales; Podosporaceae. Gene Ontology annotation, molecular function: nucleotidase activity. The transcript has 2 exons. The record is from RefSeq and is a predicted model, not a curated record. Bases 504 to 1403 code for a protein of 299 amino acids.